Messenger RNA from Lontra canadensis (Northern American river otter), 4477 nucleotides. It is a transcript of the gene DISP2, whose product is annotated as dispatched RND transporter family member 2. The transcript is spliced from 8 exons. Lineage: Eukaryota; Metazoa; Chordata; Mammalia; Carnivora; Mustelidae. The coding region runs from base 54 to 4253 and encodes 1399 amino acids. The record is from RefSeq and is a predicted model, not a curated record.
GCCGCCACCACCGCUUCAGCACCAGCGCCCGGACAGCGGUGCCGCCCACGGGCAUGGACGCUGGUAGCUGCGGCAGCAGCCGCGGUCCGGCUCCCGGCCCGGGUCCGGAAGGGGAGCAGCGGCCCAAGGGGGAGCCCUUGGCCCCAGACGGCAGCUUCCCGGACAGGUCCCAGAGCAAGGCUGUGGCCCCUGAGGCAAGCCCAGAGAAGAGCUGCUCCCUCCACAGUGGCCCCCUGGAGGAUCCUUCCAGUUCUUCAGGACCCCCACCAACAACUUCCACCCUCCAGCCUGUGGGCCCGUCCAGCCCCUUGGCCCCUGCACACUUCACCUACACCCGGGCACCGCAGGAAUACCGGGGAGACAAUUCCCUGCCAGGACUUGGGGACCGAGCAGCUCUAUGCUCCCAUGGCUCUAGCCUCAGCCCUUCACCAGCCCCCUCACAGCGAGAUGGGGCCUGGAAGCCGCCAUCUGUGCAACACCAUGUGGUCAGCGUCAGGCAGGAACGGACCUUCCGGAUGCCAAAGAGCUAUUCCCAGCUGAUUGCUGAGUGGCCAGUGGCUGUGCUGCUGCUGUGUCUGGCUGUCAUCCUCGUCUGUACCCUGGCUGGACUGCUGGGGGACCAGCUGCCCGACUUCUCCAAGCCCUUGCUGGGCUUUGAGCCUCGAGACACAGACAUCGGCCGCAAGCUGGUAGUGUGGAGAGCACUGCAAACCCUCACGGGCCCCAGGAAGCUGCUUUCUCUUUCCCCAGACCAUGAGCAGAACAGUUCCAACGCCCACACCACUCUGAGCCCCACACCCUGGAGCAGUACCCAGGAGGGCUUAGUCCGGCCUCGAAGGAUGGUGGAGCCCCUAGAGGACAGAGGGCAGGAGAACUUCUUCUGUGGCCCGCCUGAUAAGAGCUAUGCACAGCUGGUGUUCAUGUCCACCUCAGCAGGCAGCCUGUGGAACCUGCAUGCCAUCCAUUCCAUGUGCCGCAUGGAACAGGACCAGAUCCGCUCCCAUAGCCACUUUGGGGCUCUGUGCCAGCGUACAGAAGCCAACAAGUGCUGCCCCAGCUGGUCCCUGGGCAACUAUGUGGCUGUGCUCUCCAACCGCUCCUCCUGCCUGGACACUACGCAAGCCGAUGCGGCCCAAACACUGGCCCUUUUGCGGGCCUGUGCCAUCUACUACCACCGCGGCGCCCUGGUGCCCUCUUGUUUGGGCCCUGGACAGGACAAACCAGCACACUGCACCCAGGUGCCCACCAGGUGCUCCCGGAGCAGCGCUGUCUACCAACUCCUCCAUUUCCUACUGGACAGGGACUUUCUGAGUCCCCAGACUGCCGACUACCAGGUGCCCUCCCUCAAGUACAGCCUGCUCUUCCUGCCCACUCCCAAGGGGGCCUCCAUGAUGGGCAUCUACCUGGACCGCCUGGCAGUGCCCUGGGGGCUCUCUGACAACUACACGUCCAUCACCGGCAUGGACCUGGGCCUCAAGCAGGAGCUGCUGAGACACUACCUGGCCCAGGACACGGUGUACCCCUUGCUGGCCCUGGUUGCCAUCUUCCUCAGCAUCGCCCUCUACCUGCGUUCCCUCUUCCUCACGCUCCUGGUACUGCUGGGGGUGCUGGGCUCCCUGCUGGUCGCCUUCUUUCUCUACCGGGUGGCAUUCCGCAUGGCCUACUUCCCCUUCGUCAAUCUGGCAGCCUUCGUCCUUCUCAGCAGCGUCUGCGCCAACCACACACUCAUCUUCUUCGACCUGUGGCGCCUCAGCAAGAGCCAGCUGCCCUCGGGGGGGCUGGCGCAGCGCGUGGGCCGCACCAUGCACCACUUCGGCUACCUGCUGCUGGUCUCGGGCCUGACCACAGCCGCGGCCUUCUACGCCAGCUACCUGAGCCGCCUGCCGGCCGUGCGCUGCUUCGCCCUCUACCUGGGCACGGCCGUGCUGGCCCACCUGGCCCUCACGCUGGCCUGGCUGCCCGCCUCCGCGGUGCUCCAUGAGCGCUACCUGGCGCGCGCCUGUGCGUCCCGGGUGCAGGGCCCGAGGGCCGGCAGCGCGCCCCGGCGACUGGCCCUGGCGCUGCACAGAAGGCUCCGCGGUCUCCGGAGGGCGGCGGCCGGCACCUCGCGCCUGCUCUUCCAGCGCCUCCUGCCCUGUGGGGUCAUCAAGUUCCGCUACAUCUGGAUCUGCUGGUUCGCCGCGCUGGCGGCAGGGGGCGCCUACAUCGCCGGCGUCAGCCCCCGCCUGCGGCUGCCCACGCUGCCACCGCCCCGCGGCCAGGUCUUCCGGCCCAGUCACCCCUUCGAGCGCUUCGACGCCGAGUACCGCCAGCAGUUCCUGUUCGAGCGGCUUCCUCAGGGCGAGGGCGGCCAUUUGCCCGUGGUCCUGGUGUGGGGCGUCCUGCCCGUGGACACCGGCGACCCGCUUGACCCUCGCAGCAACAGCUCACUGGUGAGUGACCCAGCCUUCUCGGCCAGUGGCCCGGAAGCCCAGCGCUGGCUGCUGGACCUCUGCCACGGAGCUCGGAAUCAGAGCUUCUUUGGCGCCCAGCCCGAGGGCUGGCCCACGCUCUGCUUCGUGGAAGCCCUCCAGAGCUGGGUGGAGAGCCCCGCUUGUGCCCGCCUGGGGCCGGGCCUCUGCUGUGGCCACUCUGCCUUCCCUUGGGCACCCCAGCUUUUCCUUCACUGCCUCAAGAUGAUGGCUCUGGAGCAAGGCCCCAAUGGCACCCGGGACCUGGGGCCACGCUUCAAUGCCCAUGGCAGCCUGGCUGCCCUGGUCCUGCAGUUCCAGACUAACGUCCAGUAUAGUCCGGACUACGGCCAGGCUCACCGCUUUUACACUGAGGUUAGCCACUGGCUGGCGGCUGAGCUGGGCCGCGCACCCCCAGGCCUCCACCGGGGCUGGUUUACCAGCCAUCUGGAGCUCUACAGCCUGCAGCACAGCCUGAACACAGAACCAGCUGUGGUGCUGGGCCUCGCGCUGGCACUGGCCUUUGCCACACUGCUGCUGGGCACCUGGAACGUUCCACUGAGCCUGUUCUCCGUGGCAGCCGUGGCGGGCACCGUGCUGCUGACUGUGGGGCUACUGGUUCUGCUCGAAUGGCAGCUCAACACUGCCGAAGCUCUCUUUCUCUCCGCCUCUGUGGGCCUCUCGGUGGACUUCACAGUCAACUACUGUAUCUCCUAUCACCUGUGCCCACACCCUGACCGCCUGAGCCGCGUGGCCUUCUCCCUGCGUCAGACCAGCUGUGCCACGGCAGUGGGGGCCGCGGCCCUGUUUGCGGCCGGAGUGCUCAUGCUACCCGCAACCGUGCUGCUCUAUCGCAAGCUGGGCAUUGUCCUGAUGAUGGUCAAGUGCGUCAGCUGUGGCUUCGCCAGCUUCUUCUUCCAAUCUCUGUGCUGCUUCUUUGGGCCAGAGAAGAACUGUGGGCAGAUCCUCUGGCCUUGUGCCCACCUGCCUUGGGACACUGGAACAGGAGAGCCGAGUGGGGAUAAGGCAGGCCGCCCACGGGCAGGGCCAGCGGGAGGGGCGCCCGGAUCAUGCUCGGAACAGUACGAGCUCCAGCCCCUGGCACGGCGCCGGAGCCCCAGCUUUGACACGAGCACAGCCACGAGCAAACUGUCCCACCGGCCCUCUGUGCUCUCUGAGGAUCUCCAGCUGCAUGAUGGCCCCUGCUGCUCCCGUCCCCCACCGGCCCCUGCCUCCCCGAGGGAGCUGUUCCUGGACCACCAGUCCGUCUUCAGCCAGUGCCCAGCCCUGCAGACAUCCUCCCCUUAUAAGCAGGCGGGCGCCAGCCCCAAGACCCAAGGCAGGCGGGACUCCCCAGGCCAGAAGGCUGAGCCUGCGAGGGCCUCACCAAAAGUCCCUGCCCACUCUCCCAAGGCCAAGGCUGUGGAGCCUCCUGAUUGCCUCUGCUCUUCAGCCAGCACCCUAGAGGGCCUCAGCGUCUCUGAUGAGACCUGUCUGAGCACCUCGGAGCCCAGUGCCCGAGUUCCAGAUUCUGUUGGUGCCUCCCCGGACGACCUGGAUGAAACAGAGCCAACUGUACCCGAGCGGGGCCAGCUGAACGAAAAGCGGGACACCCUGUGGCUUGCGCUGAGGGAGGCCGUGUACGAUCCUUCCGUUCCUGCCUCCCACCAGAGCAGCUCAUCUUGGAAGGGCCGUGGGGCCCCGGGGGAUGGCAGCCCUGUGGUGCUGCCCAACAGCCAGCCAGAUCUGCCAGACGUUUGGCUCCGCAGGCCCAGCACCCACACUUCAGGCUACAGUAGCUGAGGGAGGCCCGGACUAGGGUACAGAGCCUGUUGGAGGCGACAAGGUGGCCCCGGACUGAAGCUUGAUGGUGUCUCCCCACCUCAGCACGGAGAGGUUUCACCAUCCAACUGUGGAGUUUAAACCCUGCCCCAUGUGGGUCAGCCUCGGUCCAGGCUGCUGCUUACUCCCCACAUCUGGAAGAUUCAGUGGGGUGGAUCUUGGGAAAGAAAGGUCACAGGCUCAUG